Apodemus sylvaticus (European woodmouse) is the source of this 183-nucleotide messenger RNA. RefSeq names its product embryonic testis differentiation protein-like. The record is from RefSeq and is a predicted model, not a curated record. Bases 1 to 183 code for a protein of 60 amino acids. The transcript has a single exon. NCBI's taxonomy places the organism in Eukaryota, Metazoa, Chordata, Mammalia, Rodentia, Muridae.
AUGGAUAAAGAAAAUCCUGAAGCUGUCUCCAGCCCACCAGAACAGAACAUGGAUGUGGUCCCACCGAAAGAGUUAAAAUGUCAGAAGCCUUCCAAUAAUAUUCUGAUCUAUUUGAUUGACAGGCAGCUGGGAAAGCCCAGAAAAGAUAUGGACUUGUUUGAAUGGGUUUGGACAGUAAAAUAA